AUGGCUGCAAUAAGUACAAGAGCCAAAUCUCCCACGCGUUCUGAAGCGAUAUCUAAAGCAUUAAAACCAGGACCUGUGUACAGUCCCGGAGUUUUACUAGGCAAUUGGGUUGAAGAUAGAAUAGAAUGCCCGAAAGGCGGAACAUUGUACUUCCCACCUGAAAUUAAUAUUGAGUAUGACAAGCUAAAACCAGAAUUAAGGCAAUCGGAUUUUCGGAUUAACAAACUAAAUAGUUGGCAGGGUAACUUGGAGUCAGUGAUCCGCCACAACAGUCAUGACGCAUGCGGUAACUUCGUCACCACCAACGAUUUGGUCUAUAAUCAUCUUCCGAAAUCUCUUUGUGGUCCCAUUCAACGCCACUAUAAGAGAAGUGCGCAUCAGUUCUACCCACAACCUGACUUGAUGCAAUGUUUUGGUAACAUCACGGAGUGGGGUCUUAAAAAAUAUCUGGAACACGAGUGGGCUUGCGGUGAUGUAUCAGACUAUAUGUCGACUCUUUAUGAAGACACCUACGCUCCUCCCCUACCAUCGCAGUAUUUGCAGGGGCCUGAUCGUAAAGCGCGAAAUUCGAGUUUCACAAAAACAUUCUGUUUCAAGAUGACAAAAUCAAAACAGAAGAGGAAAUCAUGA
Molecule: messenger RNA, 630 nt
Organism: Parnassius mnemosyne (clouded apollo)
Lineage: Eukaryota; Metazoa; Arthropoda; Insecta; Lepidoptera; Papilionidae
Source: the annotation of a GenBank genome assembly